Messenger RNA from Eupeodes corollae, 3760 nucleotides. RefSeq names its product structural maintenance of chromosomes protein 2 (gene SMC2). The record is from RefSeq and is a predicted model, not a curated record. NCBI's taxonomy places the organism in Eukaryota, Metazoa, Arthropoda, Insecta, Diptera, Syrphidae. Gene Ontology annotation, molecular function: ATP hydrolysis activity; protein binding; ATP binding. The transcript has 10 exons. Gene Ontology annotation, biological process: chromosome organization. Gene Ontology annotation, cellular component: chromosome. The coding region runs from base 123 to 3662 and encodes 1179 amino acids.
UCAAAAAUCAAAAGCAAAGCAAAACAUUAACGGAUUUUUUUGGCGCUCUGCCUUAGUAGCUUUAAAAGAAUUCUGUUUAACUUCAUUAUGAGUGUAUAAAAAACUUAAAAUCCAAAUUCGAAAUGUAUAUUAAAUCGGUAGUUAUUGAUGGAUUUAAAUCAUAUGGAAGGCGUACGGAGAUUCACGGAUUCGACCGGGAGUUCACAGCCAUCACAGGUUUAAAUGGAACUGGAAAAUCUAAUAUAUUGGAUUCUAUUUGCUUUGUACUCGGUAUAAACAACUUGGGCCAGGUACGUGCAGCAUCUCUCCAAGAUCUGGUUUUUAAAAGUGGUCAAGCUGGUGUCACCAAAGCAAAUGUUACUCUGUUUUUUGAUAAUACCGAUCCAGACCAGUGUCCACUCGGAUAUGAAAAGUGCAGAGAAAUUUCUGUAACACGGCAGAUUGUCGUGGGAGGCAAAAAUAAAUACCUUAUUAAUGGGAAGCUUGUACAAAACAAAAAAGUCACUGACUUCUUUUGCUCUGUACAGCUCAACGUUAACAAUCCGAAUUUCUUAAUAAUGCAGGGUCGUAUAACGAAAGUUCUAAACAUGAAACCUCAGGAGAUUUUAUCCAUGAUUGAAGAGGCUGCAGGGACUAGCAUGUACGAAACAAAGAGAGAGGCUACAACAAAACUUAUUGAAAAAAAAGACGCAAAGGUACGAGAAACUAAUACACUUUUGCAAGAGGAAGUCGAGCCCAAGUUAGAAAAAUUACGCCAGGAACGCGCUGCGUAUCUAGAGUUCCAGAAAAUUUGUCGUGAUAUUGAGUAUCUUACUCGUAUUCACAUUUCAUUUAGAUAUCUCAAACAAAAGGAAGCACUUAAAAGCACGGAAAAAAACAUUGAAACUCUUUCAAAUCGAAUUGAACAUUGUAAGAAAACAAUAAUGGAAAACGAUGAAGAAAUAAACCGCUUAGAUGAAAUGGCAAAAGAAAUUCAACACAAAAUAGACAAUGACAGUGGAGGAGAGCUUAAAGUUUUAGAAGAAGCGCUUUCGGCAAAAAUGAAAGCCGAAGCUCAAUCUACGGGAAACAUCAAAGCUGCUCAAGGCGCUAUCGAUCAAGAAAUGAAAAAAGUAAAGGCAUUGGAAAAAAAUAUCAAAGAUGACAAAAAUGCACUCAAUCAGAAGGAAGAACAAAUGAAAAAGGUUGAAGGUCUGUUCCAGAGCUUAAAGCAAACCGAUCAGAAAGAUUCCCAGCUGUAUGAUGAUGCUCAAAAACGCUACGAUGCUGUUACUAAAGGCUUAUCUACGAAUGAGGAUGGAGAAGCUUCUUCUUUGCAAGACCAGUUGAUAAAUGCUAAAAAGCAGGCAAGUGAAGCGCAAACAACAAUUAAAACAACUGAAAUGGAUUUACAACACAGCCAAACAUUGCUUAAACAGAAAGAAAAUGAGACUCAGACAAAUGAUGUAUCUUAUACAAAAGAUAAACAAAUGUGCGAUAAAAUAAAAUUAGAAAUUGAUAAUUUACAGUGCCAAAUAAAAAACAUGAAUUACGAAGAAGGUUCAUUUGAGCAUCUGCAAGACAGAAAAAAUACACUAAUUCAGCAAAUACGUGCCUUUAAACAUCAGCUAGAUCGGAAAAAUUCGUAUAAAUAUGACUUACAAUACCGAGACCCUGUUCCUGAUUUUGAUCGACGAAAAGUAAGAGGUAUGGUUGGGAAAUUAUUUUCGGUUCGCGACGAAAAAAACUGUCUUGCUCUAAUGAUGUGUGCUGGAGGAAGCCUAUACAGCCAUGUAACAGAUGAUGAUAUAACUAGCAAACAGAUUCUUCAAAAGGGGCAGCUACAACAGAGAGUAACAAUAAUUCCUAUAAAUAAAAUUUCAUCUCGCCCAAUUGACCCAAACGUUGUAAGAUUUGCGCAAAACUUAGUGGGCGAAGAAAAUGUAAACUCGGCUCUUGCACUUAUUGAAUAUGACAAAUAUUUUGACCCUGUCAUGAAAUUUGUGUUUGGACAAACUCUUAUUUGCAAGGAUCUCAACGUUGCUAAACAAGUAACAUAUCAUCGUCAAAUAUACUGCCGUUCAGUUACGCUCGAAGGAGAUGUUGUAGAUCCUGAAGGAACACUUUCAGGAGGAUCAAAACCUAAAGGUGGAAACAUUCUUCAAGAAUUGGCUGAAAUUAAAAAUUUAGAGAAUGAUAUACAGAAGUGUAAAGCUGAGUUGCAGAUUGUAGAACAAGAGUUAGCAGCUAUCGAAAAGAUUGCUAAAUCAAAUAGAGUAAUUAAAGAACGCCUAGAGCUACGGCAGCAUGAGCUGCAUGCGUGUACACAACGUUUAGCGCAAACAACAUUCCAUCAAAAUCAAGAAGAGAUUAAGUCUCUCAAGGAAAAAAUAGAUAUGCUGAAAGAGAAUCUUUUAAAAGCUGUUGAAAUUCGAAAGGUUUCUUCGGCCAAAGUCAAAGAUAUAGAAGAAAAGUUGGCAGAUGCAAAAGGUUUUCGCGAAAGAGAACUAAAAAAGGCCGCAGAAGAAAUGAAAGCCGCCAAAAUUAAGAGUGAGCAAAGUCGAAAUAACUGGAAAAAGCAUGAACAACAAUUCGACACACUACAGCUAGAAAUUGAUGAAUUGAAAAAGAGCACUGAAACUUCACAUCAACAGCUUGAAGAAAUGAUUGCUACACUUGAUAAGCUUAAAAGCGAUUUAGAUAUUCUCAAAAAUGAAUCUUCAGGUUUAGUUGAAGCUGUUAACGACAUUAAAAAAAAAAUAAAAGAACAAAAAGAGAGAAUCAACUUGCAAAAUAAAGAGUUGAAACUUGUUUAUGUCAAGAAGGAAAAAUUAGGAAAGCAAACCCAAGAGAUGAAUCUUGAAAUAAAAAAAAAAGAAAAUGAAGUCAAUAAGGUACGGAACGAGAACAAAGAUAGUUUUAACAAAAUUGAAGCAUUGGAACAAAAAUACGGCUGGAUUAAAGAGGAUAAAGAUUUCUUCGGCACUAAAAAUACACGGUACGAUUAUUCAAAAGAAGACCCAGUUGAAGCCGGCGUUAAAUUAAAUGUUAUGCGGGACCAAAAAGACAGAAUGGAACGAAAUAUUAACCUUAAGGCGAUGAUGCUUCUCGAUCGGGAAGAAGAGCAAUAUCAAGAGACACUGCGACGAAAAAAAAUUGUUGAACAAGACAAACAAAAGAUUCAACAUAUAAUAUGCAAGAUGGAUGAGAAAAAAAAAGAAAAGGUGGAAAAGGCAUGGAAAGUGGUCGAUGAAAAUUUUAGCAGUAUUUUUAGUACAUUGUUGCAAGGCGCACAAGCCCGCCUUAACCCCGUCAUGCAAAAUAACAGUCUUCUUGGUUUGGAAAUUAAAGUAGGAUUUAAUGGGGUGUGGAAAGAUUCGUUAGGUGAAUUAAGUGGCGGUCAGCGAUCUCUUGUUGCAUUAUCACUUGUACUGGCCAUGUUAAAGUUCUCCCCAGCGCCUUUGUACAUUUUGGAUGAAGUCGAUGCGGCAUUAGAUAUGUCUCAUACUCAAAACAUUGGAAACAUGCUGAAAGCUCAUUUCACUAGUUCUCAAUUUAUAAUAGUUUCUCUUAAAGAUGGUAUGUUUAACAACGCUAAUGUAUUGUUUAGAACAAAGUUUGAAGAAGGUGUGUCUGCAGUCACAAGAACAGUUAAUCAGAAGACAGCAAAGACUUCGAAGUAGUGUUUGUUAAGUUAGUAAUUUGUUGCUUCAGAAUAAUUUUGUGACGUAUUUUGUUUGCUAUGUAAUGUAUGAAAAUAAAAAAGGCUUAUAAAAACCUA